CUUUUCCCGGACGCCGGAAGCGCUAGCGCGAAGCUUCUGAGCGGCUGGGUCGCGCGCCCUCCGCCAUGGCGACCAGGGCAAAGCGCCGGCGGGUGGCGGGGCCUGUGGGAGGCGACGCGGACCCGGACCCGGACCCUGUGGCCGGCUUCCUGAGCUGGUGCCGGCGGGUGGGGCUGGAGCUGAGUCCCAAGGUGGCGGUGAGCCGGCAGGGCACGGUGGCCGGCUACGGCAUGGUGGCCCGGGAGAGCGUGCAGCCCGGGGAGCUGCUGUUUGCCGUGCCGCGGGCCGCGCUCCUGUCGCAGCACACCUGCUCCAUCGGCGGCCUGCUGGAGCAAGAGCGAGGCGCGCUGCAGAGCCAGUCGGGCUGGGUGCCGCUGCUGCUGGCGCUGCUGCACGAGCUGCAGGCCCCGGCCUCGCCCUGGAGCCCUUACUUUGCGAUGUGGCCGGAGCUAGGCCGCUUGGAGCACCCGAUGUUCUGGCCUGAGGAGGAGCGUCGGCGAUUGCUGCAGGGCACGGGCGUACCCGAGGCGGUGGAGAAGGACUUGGCCAACAUCCGCAGCGAAUACUAUUCCAUCGUAUUGCCGUUCAUGGAAGCCCACCCGGAUCUUUUCAGCCCCAGGGUUCGCUCCCUGGAACUCUACCACCAGCUCGUGGCUCUUGUGAUGGCGUACAGCUUUCAGGAACCACUGGAGGAAGAGGAGGAUGAAAAGGAGCCAAACUCCCCUUUGAUGGUGCCUGCUGCAGACAUACUAAACCACUUAGCCAAUCAUAAUGCCAAUCUAGAAUACUCUCCAAAUUGUCUUCGGAUGGUGGCCACUCAGCCCAUUCCUAAAGGCCAUGAAAUUUUCAACACUUAUGGACAAAUGGCUAAUUGGCAACUCAUUCAUAUGUAUGGUUUUGUUGAACCAUAUCCCGACAACACGGAUGACACAGCUGACAUUCAGAUGGUGACAGUUCGUGAAGCAGCAUUACUGGGAACAAAAGUUGAAGCUGAAAGGCUCCUACUGUAUGAACGCUGGGAUUUCUUAUGCAAACUGGAGAUGGUAGGGGAAGAGGGAGCCUUUGUAAUUGGGCGGGAGGAGGUGCUCACUGAAGAGGAACUGACCACCACACUCAAGGUACUAUGCAUGCCUGCUGAGGAGUUCAGAGAGUUUAAAGACCAGGAUGGAUGGGGAGAUGAUAAAAGGGAAGAGGAGAGCUUGACAGUCACAAAUAUCCCCAGGCUGAAAGCAUCAUGGAGACAGCUGCUUCGGGACAGUGUUUUGUUGACCCUGCAAACCUAUGCCACAGACUUAAAAUCUGAACAAGAUUUACUAAGUAACAAGGAGGUCUACACCAAACUCAGCUCGAGGGAACAGCAGGCCUUGCAGGUUCGCUAUGGUCAGAAGAUGAUCUUACACCAGUUGUUGGAACUGACAAGUUAGCAGGUUCCCUGUUGCCUGAAAGACCAUCCAUAAGAACUUUAUUCUAAGCUCGCAUUCAUUGAUGCUUGAAAAAAAGGAAAAUCUGGGUCUUUUGCUUUUCCUUUAAUAAAUACCAACAGGAAAAGUAACAAAGGUGGUGUGCUAGGGGUAACUGAGAUAAGGGUGACCUGUUUAAGGACUGGGUACAGCAGACUUGCAGAUUGCUGUUACUAAGAUCAGUGGAUUUUAUAGCUGUUUUGUUCUCAGUCUGAACCAAAGGUUAGAAGAAAUGUGAUAGUAAUAGGUUCCUGUUGUAGUCUAGCAUUUAAUAACAACAUGGACUUUGAAGGUAGACCUGGGUCUGUUUUGAGCAAGCAUCCCCCCCACUCCAAGACUUCAUUUUCUGUUAGAGGGUAUGAUAUGGCACUGGCACUCAACAACUACUGUACUUCCUCAGGAGUCUGAAGUUUCCUCUACAUGGCACAGCCCACCGGUAAGGGAAGAAACCCUAAGCCACCAAUGACAUUCAAGCCCCAUUAAGAUUUCUGCUGUUGAGUCUUGAACUUUUUGUCCUCUGUGGCCAUAAAACUUGAGUUAUUAAGGUAUAUUUUAUUUUAAAUAGUGUAAAUUUUAAAAACUUUUUAAAACAAGUAGGUAUAUGUGAUAUAUUAUCAAAACUCCAUGGGGACAAAGGGUAUGAAAAAUGUUUUGUAAUUAUUUAACCAUAGAAACCUGAUCCAAUGAUUUUUCUACUGCUGAAACACUACAAAAUUCACUUCCUUGCUUGUUUAAAGAUGCCAGGUUCAUGUAAGUGAUCUACCAUGCAGCAAGAAGUGACGUUUCCCUUUGGCAACAGGCUCUGCGAGGCUGGGUUGUCCACUUUCCUCACCAUCAGCACUGGCUGCUGCUACUACUGAGAAAGGCACAGUGGAGUCAUGUGUGUGUCAUGACUUUAAUGUUUUGACUACAGUAUGCAUACACAUACAAGUAAUGGGAGCUAGAGCCCAGGAACUAGAAAGGCUACAAAAUACAACACGUGGACCAAUACAUUUACAAAACAUUCAAAAUGCUUACAAAAGGGGCUGUAUUGGUCCUUUUGACUUUGUUGUUGUUCAACAUAGCCUAUAUAGGGCUAUUUACUGGGAUAAGGGGGAAGGGCAAUUCAUACACUAUUAGUUCCCUUUCCCACAAUUUACAAGGAUCAGAAGAAAGAAAGGGGCACUUUUAGGCCUGGUCCGGUUUUACGUUAUAAAAAGAGCUGACUGCAUCUUGCAGGGCCUAAGGGGGCAGGUUCUCCAGUAGAAAUGAGAAAAUGAUGCUCUCCCAGCAGUCGGCUUUAGAUUUGGGGAAGAGGCAAAACAAAAACCCAUGGGAUCUCAAUUGUGAGCUCUUCCCAUGUCCCCUAAGCAUACCAAAUAGUAGCACAUACACAUUUUUAACAACUUUGUGAUUUUCAAGGUCCCCUGUCCACAUUAAAAAAAUAAGUUACACAAUA
Molecule: messenger RNA, 2898 nt
Organism: Prionailurus viverrinus (fishing cat)
Lineage: Eukaryota; Metazoa; Chordata; Mammalia; Carnivora; Felidae
Gene: SETD6
Product: SET domain containing 6, protein lysine methyltransferase
Exons: 9
Coding region: 66-1424 (452 amino acids)
Biological process (GO): peptidyl-lysine monomethylation
Cellular component (GO): nucleus
Molecular function (GO): protein-lysine N-methyltransferase activity; protein binding
Source: RefSeq, a predicted model, not a curated record